ACCGAAUGAAAGUUAUAAUCAAAAAUGAUAAAAAUAAAAAAAUCUGCAAUCAGAAUAUAAUGUAAAUCAAUGUUAAAUAUAUCAAGUAAAAAGUGUGGUUUCUGUACAGAAAAAUGAAAGAUCUGAAAUAAACCAUCUUCAUAUUGUGUAUAGAUUGAAAGCAAAAGCAAAGAAAAAGGUUUAUUUGUUGUCUUCUGUGCGUGCAUCUCGGUGUCUGUGUGUGUGUGUCGAUUGCAUGUGAAAAAAACAAAGUGUCCCCGUCGUUCUGUCGUUUCGUCGCCGUUUGAGUCGUCGUCGUUCGCCAAGUUUUUUUUUUGCAAUACGCGCCAAGUAGUCAGCUCGGAAGUAGCUAAGAAAAGCCUUCAAAAUUGAGCUCCUAACUGCGCCGACAAUAUCUAUAUCGACGGUAGCGACGCCAGCUACGCCAUCGCCACAACAUCAUCUGCAUCAACAUCAGCAGCAGACAGCGAUCUAUCAACAACAACAACAACACCAACAACAACAUUACGGUCCACCACCGACCUUGUCAUCGCCCUACUUUCAACAUCUUCAUCAGCAGCAACAACAACAACAGCAGCAGCAACAACAACAACACAUGAAGUUUUUGGGCGGCAACGAUGAUCGCAAUGGACGCGGCGGCGGUGGCACCGAUGCCAUUGUUAUAGGCCCCAAUCCUGGUGCACCUGGAGCACCUGGCAAUGGCCCACGUGGCAAUUCUCAGGAUGUUGAUGCAUCAGCUGCUGCCGGUGCAGCAGCAGCCGCUGCUGUUGGCUAUGUAUUCCAACAGCGUCCAUCACCUGGCGGCGGCGCUAAUGCCGGUGUGGCCAUCGGUGCCGGCAGCGUAAAUUCGUCGGCUAUGCAUGAUGCAGCCGCUGCUGAAUAUGCCGCACACUUUGCCCAGAAACAACAGCAAACCCGUUGGGCAUGUGGGGAUGAUGGACACGGCAUUGAUAAUCCGGAUAAAUGGAAAUACAAUCCGCCCAUGAAUCCAGCAAAUGCGGCUCCAGGUGGUCCACCCGGAGGGAGUAAUGGCGGUGGUCCUGGAGCAAUCGGUACGAUUGGCAUGGGCAGCGGUCUGGGUGUUGGUAGCGGCGUCGGCGGCGGCAUGGGUGGCGGUGGCACUAACGGUGGCCUACAUCAUCCGUCAAUGGCUGCAGUGCAACAUGUCAUGCAACAAGCUGCAGCUGUGGCCAAGCACAAUCAUAUGAUGUCUCAGGCCGCUGCAGCGGCGGCUGCCCAGCAGCAGCAACAACAUCAACAACCACAUCCCCAGCAGCAUCAGCAGCAACAGAAUCAACAAGGACCUCCACAUCAUAUGAUGGGCGGUGGCAAUGGUGGAGGUGUUAAUAAUGGUCUGGGAAAUGGCUUGGGAGUUAAUCAAUUAAACAAUCAUCAUCAUCAUCAGCAACAGCAGCAGCAACAUCAUCAGCAGCAGCAGCAGCAGCAUCAACAACAGCAGCAACAGCCGCAUCCUGGCCAACAGCCACCGCAUCCUGGCCAGCAGCAGCAUCAUCCUGGACAAUAUAAUUCUAAUUUACUUAGCCAUGCCGCUGCCUUGGGCCAUCAUAUGCCACCUUAUGGCCCACAAUCGGCUGCAGGCAGCAUUUAUGAUCAUCAUGCUGGCCUACAUCCUGGUCUAAACGGUGGCAUGCAAAAGCCACCGCCUCCACCCCCACAAUUGGGUCCACAGGACUAUGUCUAUAUGGGUGGCGGAGGUGGUGGGCAACCCACAAAUAUGCCCAUGAUGCCCCCCCAGAACCAAUAUAUGAAUAACUCUGUUAUGGCUGCCGCCAAUCGGAAUGCAGCGAUUACCACAUCCACUGCCAAAAAAUUGUGGGAAAAGUCAGAUGGUAAAGGCGGAACAUCUAGCACAUCGGGUGGCGGUCCAUUGAAUCCAUUGCAAAUUCCUGGAGUUGGUGAUCAUUCAUCGGUAUGGAAAGAUCAUACAUGGUCCACACAGGGUGAAAAUAUAUUGGCACCGCCAAGAUCCCGAGGCUAUCCACAUGGCGGUGGUGCCUCGGAUACAUCUAAUAGCGGCAAUGCUGGCAUAUUGAGUCCCCGCGAUUCAACAUGUGUGAAAAUGGUUGAAUAUGUUCUGGCCGGUUCACCCACCAACAAGGAGAGUCCUCUAUCGGGCCUAGAGCCGCGUAUGCGUAAUUUAAAGUUUGAUGAUAACGAUAAGUCACACGAUGAUAAAGAAAAGGGAAAUUCACCAUUUGAUACAAAUGGCUUAAAGAAAGAUGAUCAGGUCACAAAUACUAAUGGCGUUGUUGUUAACGGCAUUGACGAUGACAAAGGAUUCAAUCGUACUCCAGGCUCACGUCAACCCUCGCCGGCUGAAGAAACCCUGCCACGCCCACCAAACCUAUUGGAUCCCAAUCAGCAUGGCGGCGGCUUUCCACCCAUGCCGCACUUUAAUCACAUGCUCAUGGAUCAUGGCCAAGGCAUGGGUCUGGGUGGUGGCGGUGUCAAUUCUGGCAAUGGAUAUGCAGCAGUCGCGGCAGCCCAUCAACAAAUGGCGGCCCAAAUGAGCCAAUUGCAGCCGCCAAUGAUGAAUGGCGUGGGUGGUGGAAUGCCAAUGGCAGCUCAGUCUCCGAUGUUGAAUCAUCAAGCAGCUGGACCCAAUCAUAUGGAAUCUCCUGGCAAUCUCUUGCAGCAGCAGCAGCAACAAAAUUUUGAUGUACAGGUAAGAAAGAUUGUAGAAGCAUCUAUCUCUUUAACUAUCCUCUUUUGGUUUCCUGUUGCUGUCGAUUACCCAAGGGUCACAUUGUCAUUGUAA
Drosophila willistoni is the source of this 2779-nucleotide messenger RNA. RefSeq names its product maternal protein pumilio. Lineage: Eukaryota; Metazoa; Arthropoda; Insecta; Diptera; Drosophilidae. The coding region runs from base 596 to 2779 and encodes 727 amino acids. The record is from RefSeq and is a predicted model, not a curated record. The transcript is spliced from 7 exons.